Molecule: messenger RNA, 1483 nt
Organism: Sorghum bicolor (sorghum)
Lineage: Eukaryota; Viridiplantae; Streptophyta; Magnoliopsida; Poales; Poaceae
Product: bidirectional sugar transporter SWEET1a
Exons: 6
Coding region: 300-1109 (269 amino acids)
Biological process (GO): carbohydrate transport
Cellular component (GO): membrane
Molecular function (GO): sugar transmembrane transporter activity
Source: RefSeq, a predicted model, not a curated record
CUCCCAAGAUCAACCUUCCUCUGCUCUUUAUAUAUAGCCGCACCCCUCAUUUCCUGCUACACCCAGUGACACAGGCACAAAAACACUGGAUUUGCGUUGGCUACUGCGCGCCCACCAGCCUUUCUGAGCUAGCUAACUGUUCGUUGGGUGUCCUCCCCUGGACCGCGCGUGAAGGAGUCCAGUCCACUACCCCCUUUCUUCCACCUCUGCUCGAUCCAUUUAGGUUUCAGGCCAGCAGCAGAGAGGGUUCAGGCCAGCGAUAAGCAAAGCACAAGUUGAAGGGCCGGCCGUAAUCCGAGAUGGAGCAUAUCGCCAGGUUCUUCUUCGGAGUUUCUGGGAAUGUCAUUGCGCUCUUCCUCUUCCUGUCGCCUGUUGUCACCUUCUGGAGGAUCAUCAGGAAGCGGUCGACGGAGGACUUCUCCGGCGUGCCCUACAACAUGACGCUGCUCAACUGCCUCCUAUCAGCUUGGUACGGCCUGCCGUUCGUGUCCCCGAACAACAUCCUGGUGUCGACGAUCAACGGGACGGGGUCGGUGAUCGAGGCCAUCUACGUGGUGAUCUUCCUCAUCUUCGCGGUGGACCGGCGCGCCAGGCUCCGCAUGCUGGGCCUCCUCAGCAUCGUCGUCUCCAUCUUCGCCACCGUGGUGCUCGUCUCGCUGCUGGCACUCCAUGGCAACGCCCGCAAGGUCUUCUGCGGCCUCGCCGCCACCAUCUUCUCCAUCUGCAUGUACGCAUCGCCGCUCUCCAUCAUGAGGUUGGUGAUCAAGACGAAGAGCGUGGAGUACAUGCCGUUCUUGCUCUCCCUGGCCGUGUUCCUGUGCGGCACCUCCUGGUUCAUCUACGGCCUCCUCGGCCGCGACCCCUUCAUCAUUAUCCCGAAUGGGUGCGGGAGCUUCCUGGGCCUGGUGCAGCUCAUCCUGUACUUCAUCUACCGAAAAAACAAGGGCCCCGCCGUGCCGGCCGGCAAGGGAGAGGCCGCUGCAGCCGCGGACGUGGAGGACGCGAAGAAGGUGGCCGCUGCCGUGGAGAUGGCCGACGCCACGACGACCAACAAGGCCGCCGCCGACACCGUCGUCGGCGACGGCAAGGUCGUCGCCAGCCAGGUGUAGGCGGCCGGCUGCACGCGCGCGCGCGUGUGCUGAUCAAGCGGUCGAAGCUUCGCUGGUUGGGAGGAUGAACAGCCUAAAACUGAGGCUGCCUACUGAAUUAGUUUGCCGGUGAAUCGGAUUGGUGUUGAUUUCUAUGAGCUUUUACGGUUGUCACUCUGAUCUCGAUCUCUCUCCCGGAGGCUCCCUUAACAAUGUAGCUUCUGGAACAGAGCUGUGUCACAGAGCUCUCAAGUUGUGUGUGUCUCUGCAAAGUGUGAAUUUCUUUUUUGCUCCACCUCUUUCCUUCUCUUGCUCUCUCCGACUGCUUAUCUGCCCCAGUUUAAUUUCUCUAGAAAUGCAGUAUUAAACUAUCUGAGGAAUUGAUCCAACUGCUA